Messenger RNA from Candida tropicalis MYA-3404, 648 nucleotides. It is a transcript of the gene MAD2, whose product is annotated as spindle checkpoint protein. Gene Ontology annotation, cellular component: cytoplasm; nucleoplasm; kinetochore. Gene Ontology annotation, biological process: mitotic spindle assembly checkpoint signaling. The coding region runs from base 1 to 648 and encodes 215 amino acids. NCBI's taxonomy places the organism in Eukaryota, Fungi, Ascomycota, Pichiomycetes, Serinales, Debaryomycetaceae. The record is from RefSeq and is a predicted model, not a curated record. The transcript has a single exon.
AUGUCAGUAAGAUCAAUAGCAGAACGUCAAACACCGUCUUCAAAACUUGCACUUAAAGGAUCAUCCAAGAUAGUUUGUGAUUAUUUUGAAUUUGCUUUGAAUUCAAUAUUAUAUCAACGAGGUAUUUAUCCACAAGAAGAUUUCGUCACUGUACGUAAAUAUGAUUUACCAAUGGUUAUUAGCGAUGAUUAUGAAGUUCAACAAUAUAUUAAAAAUAUCAUGAAACAAAUUAAAAAAUGGGUUUAUGGCUCACAAAUCAAUAAAUUUGUUAUUGUUAUCGUAUCAAAAUCUGAUUUAGAAAAUAUUGAACGAUGGGAAUUUAAUGUUGAAACAAAAGAAAUAGAAACUGGGGAAUCAAAUAGUACUGAAGAGGAAGAAAAACCACGUCUGGAGAUUCAAAAAGAAAUAAGAGCUAUUAUUCGACAAAUUACUAGUCUGGUUUCAUAUUUACCAGUAUUGAAAGAUGACGAGUAUACAUUUAAUGUUUUGGUAUAUACAGAUCCUACUACUACAAUUCCAAUUGAAUGGAGUGAUACUCAAGGUGAUGGACGUAUACUAAGUGGUGAUAAUGUCGAUAAUGUUGCAUUCACUUCAUUCAGUACUGAUAUCCAUAAAGUAGGUACAUCAGUUAGUUAUAAAUAUGAUUAG